AUGCUGCAUUCAGCUACCGAGUCAGCGAAGAAGAUCUUCGCGCCCACGAGUAACUCUGAAGACCCUGGCCAUGCAACCCAGUAUAACAAAGGCGCACUAGACCGUGAAGACCUCCUUCCCACUCCAACCGACCAAUUCCACAAGUGGUUCCAGGAAGCCCAGGCAAACAACGUUUACCAACCCGAAACCGUCACCUUGUCCACCGCCGAACUACCUAGCGGUAGAGUUUCCGCACGUACGCUUUACAUGAAAGAGCUGGACGAUCGCGGCUUCGUCAUCUACUCAAAUUGGGACACGAGUCGCAAAGCUAGCGAUGUACGAAGUAACCCCCAUGCGGCAUUGACUUUCCAUUGGCGCGAACUCGAACGCCAAGUUCGCGUCGAAGGGACUGUAGAGCGGCUUACGUCCGAGGAAUCGCAGGUUUACUACGAUACUAGGAUUCGCGGGUCAAGAAUUGGGGCGUGGGCCAGUCAGCAGAGUAGUGUGAUUGAAUCAAGAGAGCAGCUAGAGAAGAGAGUGGAAGAUGUAGAGAAGAGGUUCAGUGGCAAGGAUAAGAUUCCGGUGCCGGAGUUUUGGGGUGGAAUGAGAAUUGUGCCAGAGAUGGUGGAGUUUUGGCAGGGGCGGCCGAGUCGGUUGCACGAUCGCUUUAUUUAUAGGAAGGUUGGUGGGGACGAGAACACGAAGGGGAUCAAGGAGGCGGAGUGGACGAUCAAAAGGUUAAGUCCUUAA
Molecule: messenger RNA, 729 nt
Organism: Alternaria atra
Lineage: Eukaryota; Fungi; Ascomycota; Dothideomycetes; Pleosporales; Pleosporaceae
Exons: 1
Coding region: 1-729 (242 amino acids)
Biological process (GO): pyridoxine biosynthetic process
Molecular function (GO): pyridoxamine phosphate oxidase activity; FMN binding
Source: RefSeq, a predicted model, not a curated record